Molecule: messenger RNA, 3533 nt
Organism: Anarrhichthys ocellatus (wolf-eel)
Lineage: Eukaryota; Metazoa; Chordata; Actinopteri; Perciformes; Anarhichadidae
Product: probable G-protein coupled receptor 139
Exons: 2
Coding region: 2445-3533 (362 amino acids)
Biological process (GO): G protein-coupled receptor signaling pathway
Cellular component (GO): plasma membrane
Molecular function (GO): G protein-coupled receptor activity
Source: RefSeq, a predicted model, not a curated record
CACACACACACACACACACUCACACACAGAGCUCUCUCUAAGUCGUCAGGCUGCUGCUCUAUGGCUCACGGCUCUUUUUACAAAUGAUAUGUGUCACGUGUUUUUGUAAAUUACAGCCGAGCGUGUAAGGAUUUUGAACAUAUCCCUCCCUCGCUUAUAGUUUUGAGAAAAGGUGUUUUUUGUUGAACUGGAAGAGAGAAAGUUAAUUUAAGAAGAGAGUAUGUAUGUCUUAUUUGAGCGGUCAGUCCGUCGCGCGCCAACCUGCAGCCGAUCCUGGACCAGCUCACUUCCUUCUUCUUUUUAUCUUUUACUGACAAGGUUGUCGUCCAUCAGUAUUUGAGUCUUUUGUUUUUUACAGAGUAUGUUUUUAUUUAACCUCUUUAAGUGACCCCUUAAGAAGUCACAACUGUACGUUCAGCGGAAGCUUCGGGGCCAAUUCAUGUUCUGGGUUAGAUGUGGAGGAUUAUUAAGGGUUGAAUUUUGCAAAGAAACCAGCUGAAUUUGAAAAACUAGUGGAAUGCGGCCCUGAUCUGGUCUUAAUGCAGACGGUUUCGUGGCCAAUGGAAACAUGUUUGUAGUCGUACAGCUAAUUGUUUUUAAGUGUCGCUAACUUCCCUUCCUUAUUGCUUUUCAUUUGCAUUUUUUAACAUAAGUUGUUUCAUUAAUUCAGUGACUUGGCGUUUGGAAUUCAGAAAAGAACAAUAAACAUUUUACACUCUUUCCAAGACACUUCCUUUUCCGUGUGUGUGUGUGUGUGUGUGCUGUGAAAUCUAGCAUGCUAUCUGAAGCGAGUUAAGACUUUAUAAAGGGGAAUUCCAGCUCUAUUUAUUAAUGCACUUCCUGUCUCACAAUCAAAUCACAGGUCUUUACUUUAGUACAAACGAUGAUUAGUGUAUCAAAGUACAUUUGUAGUCCAUAUAUUUUGCAACCUAAAUAUGACAUUAAUAAUGCCGGACUCCCCUUAGUUCAUACUGUACGUUAGUGGCGCAUAUUCCCUGAUGAGUUGGCACUUUCAAAAACAUACCAAGACUGACUGACAUGCAGUGAACCUGGGACUUUUUGGGGCCCUUAGGGGUUCAGGGGCACAUCGCCAACACUGUUCUCCAUGCAGGACAGUAUUGUGCAGCGUCAUUGUUUCCCAACAGCCGGAAGAUUUGCAUUUGUCAAUUAAAACACUUUUUUUUAUGGACCAUUUGCCCCUUUUUGUAACACAAACCUUUCAGCGUUUUUUUAUUUGAAUUCCUUUUAGAAAUCUUUCUUUCAUUCAUGUAACUUUGAAUUUAGUUGCAGCUAUCCAGUGGAAAAAUACACUCAGACCUGUGUCCUUAGGAGAGGAUCGGUUCUCGGAUCAAUAAGGUGACGGCUUGCUGGCUGGAAGCGCCGUAAGACUGAUGAGUUUGACCUGUGCAACACAAAUGACUGCUUUAACUUUACAGGAGUAUAGAACAUCCAGAACAGAUCAAACGACGUGUGUUGAUUUUGUUUCGUUUUGUGCUAUUUCGUAGUUUAUUUCGUUUGCAUCAUUGAGUAUCUGAACACCAGCUGUCGGUCAGGCGGUGUGACUCCCUCCUCCUGAAGCUUUAUAGCGGCAGCAGCUGGAGCCGUCUCACCCACCCCUCAUAUCCGUGAUGGUCUUGUCCUUGAGGAGACAUAACUCAGCUGGUAUGAUCCUCUGUGGAUGAAGUCCCUUCUGUGUGACAACUUCAGAGCAAAUAUAGAACACAGCACGGAGGAUCUACAGACACCAGGUAUGUCUCAUUUUAUACUUCUGACCUAUCGGUCCAGAUUUCACUUCUUUUUUUUUUUUUUUAGCUUUCCUUCAUUUCAGAAAAGGUUAUUAAUGUUAAGUACGCCUUAAUAAAACAAGCAUUAGACAGAGAGCUAUAGGGAUCUGUGUGUGAUCAAGGGUGGAUUAGUGUCAUUUUUCAGGUAGUUAGAUUGAAAAAAGAAAAAACACUUUGUACAGAACCCUCCACUGCUUCCUUCUCUCCAGCGAGCCGACUCAAGUUCUUUUUACUAGUUGAACCACAACAAAAAAUGAGGUGUGCAAACAAAUGAGCUAAAGAGGUGUGUGUAUAAUGGCAUCUGAUUUACUACCAAAAGCAAAGCUCAGUAAGCUUGGAUCCAUAUCCAAAGCUGAAUUAAUACAUGUCGUUAAUGUGUCUUAGUCGGUUUCUUUUUAUCCCCGACUUCACAUUGUACAUUUGAGUCAUUUCUGUGAUGAUUGCAAUCAUAAAACUGACAUUUAAAAUCAUUCCACUUUCACCUAAAUAUGUUGUAAGUAGUUCAAAGUAAUAAAAGCUCUAAAACGCUGGUGCUUUAAAGCGUAAAUAAUCUCUAAUCUCAGCAGUGUUUGUCUACCGUGACUCCUCUUCUCCUCCACCUCUCUAAUGGCUUUAUUGCAGGUAUUAGCAUGUGUGCUAUUGCCUGGCUGUGAAUGAACUAUGGCGGGAGCCGGCGUCACCUUCUUCGUCACCGUCCAGAAGAUCUACUACCCGUUGCUUUGCCUCAUGGGUAUUCCAGCCAACCUCUUCACAUUCUACAUGAUCUGCUUCCGUAAAUGCGGGAUGUCCAAAACAGCCAUCAUUUACCUGAGCUGUCUGGCCAUCAUGGACACCUUCUACCUGGUGUGGGUGAUCCUCGUUGACCUGACCCUCACCUUCUGGCUACUGCAGCCCUUCUGGCACUCACAUCCCUGGUGUGGCAUCCUGGGGUUCCUGCAGUAUGGCUCGCUCUACAGCUCCUCCUGGAUCGUGGUGGUGUUCACCAUCGAGCGCUACCUCGUUCUUCGCAGCACGGCGGCCAAGCAGCACUUCUCCCAGGCCCGGGUCACUAAACUGACCUGUGUUGCUAUCGUCCUGGUGUCGCAUCUCGUCUCUGUGCCGUUGGGCUGGAUCAACACCGUCACACCGGUCAACUUCACCGUGCACGGGGAGAAUAUGACGCAGCCCAGGUGUCACUACCGCGAUAAGGUGUACACUACAGUUAUUGUGUGGAUAACUACCUUCUUCUCGGGGGGAAUCCCCAUCGUGUUGGUCAUCAACUUCAACUACCUCAUCGGGCACCAUCUGUGCCGCGCCACAAACCUGUUCACCAAGGAAGAGCGUCGCGUCAUGCACGGGAGGAACACCAGGGGCAUGCUGAGGAGGACCAUCCUGGUGCUGGGCACCGUCUCCGUGGCCUUCGUCGUCCUCAGCCUGCCCCGCUUUGUCACGUAUUGCAUCCUCAGGACCAAGUACAACGACGAGAACUUCGACAGGAACGACUACAGCAUCCCCAUCAAUGUGGCCGGAGACUUGGCCAACAUGCUGCAGAACCUCAACUCCACCACCAACUUCCUACUCUACUGCAUGGUCAGCCGCCGCUUCCGGCGGGAGCUCGUCCAGGUGGCGACAUGCAAGGCGAAGGCCUUCGAGCUGGGCUCAGUACUCACCCACACCACCAUGAAAGUCUUCUCAGUGGUAGGUCAUAAGGCCUCGCCACCCAGUGACCCUGCGACUGUGGUGCUAACCAAUCUCAAACUGACAAAGUAG